UAUGUGAUUAUCCACUGGGUAUGGAGAAUGGAGACAUUCCAGACAGUAGUAUAAGCUACUCAACAACAAGCCUUACCUCUGGAGAGGGGUCUGGAAGAUUCAAUGGAAGAGACUGGGAGCCAACUGCUGACGAUGGUGACCAGUACAUUGAGGUGGAAUUUUCUGGACCUACAGUGAUCACUUCCUUUGAUUUUCAGAGGUCACCUGAUGGCCCUUACAUAACAGAAUUCAGAAUAGAGUACAUUACAGAGGAGGGUGGUAACUACGUUGAUGAUGACACUGUUUUCAGUAUCCUGUAUGAAGCCAAUAGAACCACCACUCGAGUUCCAAUUGUCCAAAUCACAGUUGUGGUCAUCAAACUCGUCCCAUUAUCCUGGGAAGGUCGCAUCAGUGUUCGUUUGGAAAUGUAUGGCUGCCCCUAUGAACCAACAACUUCAGCUGCCACGACUACCACUGCUAGAACAACAACUGUGACAACACCAGUGGUGACAAUUUCAACUGCACCAGUUUGUAUGUAUGAGCUUGAUGAGCUGGAUGAAGAAACAGGAGGUUCUUACAAUUUUAGAUUUAGUGAUGUAAAGACCGUCAAUGCUAUAACAAUCACACGAAACGCCUCCCAACCAGCAGGUACGGUUGCAUAUGUUGUCGUCAAGUUACUUGAAAAUGGUAACGAAGAACCUGUGUUGAAUGAAGAGGGAGCAACAAAGCUCUUUUUGGCAGACUUGAUUUCUUCAAACUCUGACACCACUGAAGAUCUCGGUAUUACUGAUGUCGUUGGAAUUAGACUUGAUAGUAUGGAUGCAAAUUACACUGUCUCCAUAUAUGGAUGCCCACUUU
Molecule: messenger RNA, 837 nt
Organism: Anneissia japonica
Lineage: Eukaryota; Metazoa; Echinodermata; Crinoidea; Comatulida; Comatulidae
Product: hemocytin-like
Exons: 5
Source: RefSeq, a predicted model, not a curated record